AUGGUAGCAGCGUCGUCUUCUUCGCGGUCAAAGCCCGUGAAGCGGGUCAAGGGAGGCACAGAGACAACAAAGUCGCAUCGAUUCGAACCGUUUUCGCAGCGCGUCGCAAAGCUCAAGAUCGAUCCCAUCCAUCGCGUGCGCCGCCCCAGCUUCGGUGAAGAAGGCGACGAAACCUCCUCCUACUUCCGUUCGGCCUUCGAUCACUGGGUCGAGUUGAACCUGUCCGAGAAUUUCGUACAAUUCGCCCGUCGAGUCAACCCGCUGUGCGAGAGUCUGGCCCAGAUCCUGUACCAUGAGGACAAGAUUAUGAACCUGCUGGUGGAGUUCAUCGAGAAGAGGGAUCAGUUGUCGAUAGAGCCACUCUUGGCUCUUCUUGCCCAAUUUGCACGAGAUCUGGGAGUACGCUUCGAGAAGCACUUCGCCACGGCCGUUACCCUCGUCGCAUCCGUUGCAGCCACCCACACUGACGUCGAAGUUGUCGAAUGGAGCUUCAGCUGCUUGGCAUGGAUCUUCAAGUUCCUUUCGCGACUUUUGGUCCCAGACCUCCGGCAGCUGUUGGGCAUCAUGACUCCCUAUCUCGGCAAGGAACGACAAAAGACACAUGUUGCCCGAUUCGCCGCCGAGUCCAUGUCCUUCCUUAUCCGCAAGGCGGGUCUGGUCUAUUACAAGAAUCCCACUCCCCUUCAACGUGCGGUCUCGUUCCUACUGGAGGAUCUGCGUCAAGCAGCCGGUGACGACAAGAAUGUCGAUAUCUACAAGGACGGACUUAUGGCCAUGUUCUCCGACGCCAUCAAGGGUGUCAAGAAUGGCAUUCACUCUAACGGAACUGAUAUCCUGACUUGCAUUCUGGAACAUAUCUGCACCGGUGAUGAUCUACAAAGCAGUCUGGCGCUAGACGUCACUUGCGGAUUGCUUAUCAACAUAAUGCACAAUACGACGGCCGAGACCUAUGAACCCAUCCUGGAUACCGUCCGCUCUUACAUCGAAUCAUCCUGCUCCAAGACCGACAAGCAACAUGCGAACGCAUGCUGUCGCCUGAUAUUUCAGUGUAUCGCCACUCGUAAGGGUUCUCGAGUCAAGGUCUGGAAGCCUGUUCAUAAUAUCCUCCUUCGUCUGCUCAAGAAGGCUGCAGAAGCGCCGGAGGCGUACGCUGAGGCUGCCCCGCAGCUUCUGACUGCUGUCGCAUAUGCACUUCAAGUCUCCCCAAUGGACGAGAUGUUGCCAUACAUGCGUUCACUCAUGGAUGCUGUGACCAACGACAAACUUUCAUCCUUCUUCCUGCCGUUUUGUGCCACCUUCUCGGAGUGGGGUCCCGAGAGAUUUCAUAGCGUCGUCCUGCCUUAUUUCCAGAAAUUCGUCAACACAUUGUGGCAGGAGCACGAGCACGAGCUCUGCCUGGCCUUGUUGCGACUGAACCAGGCUGGCUGCAUUACAUCAGAAGCCUCGAAGCCUGGUUACAUUACCUGCCCUGCAACGUGGAAAUCCCGUGUCAAGGAAACACUAAGCAAGCCCACACACAAUGCUACCGAACUGAGCCUUGUCAACGCAUAUUCUAAGCUCCCGAAUGCGAUGUCUUUGUCAACGGAACCGACUUUGUUGCCUGAUAUGGUACAAACCUUGCACGGUCAUCUGCUUCGCACCUUGAAGAAGAACAAGAAGAAUGUGGAUACGUCUGCGACAACCAAAUUCUACUUGGGCCAAGGCUUCAAGGCAUAUGUGGAACUUGCCUUGCAGUCCGAGAAACUCGACCGCUCUCUCUGGAAGCAGAUCAGCGCAGUAGCCGCAACGUACUCUCGUCUUCCUGUGUUCCUUGAAGCGACGCUGGCCUAUCUCUCGGCUCUGAACGGAGACAUCGACCUCGAUGACUCCGCUGUCGAAGACUUUGCGGAUGUGCUCAUUACAAAUCUCAACGGCCCGUCCCAGAAACUCAGGUUAUUGUCUUUGAAGAUCCUUAGAGAACUGGUUCAAGCGUUGGGCGACGAUGCUGAGAUGGUCUCUCUGGCCAUUGAGAUUGAAGAGACUUAUCCACAGGCGGUCCCCCGCAGGUGGAUGGCUAGGUUGAUUCCCAACUUCUGUUUUGGACUCUUUUCCAAGAAGAUGACUCCGUUGUGGGACGAUUCUGCGGAGGCCUUGAAAUCAAUGAGCGAGAAUUCCGAGGGCGAGAAGAUCAUUUCGGAUCUUGCCAUGAAGUGGCUCCUCGAACGGGGCUCUUUGGACACGAGCGCGGAUGAGCAAGAGGAAGAAACCCCUGACUACCGGUCUGGGUAUUUCCAGUGCUUUAACGCGGCCAGGAUUGAAGAUAUAUCCGCUAAAUACUUCCAAGGCCCUGAGCAACCCGAUUCAAUGCUAGAGGACGAGUACAGCAAGGAUCAUACCUUUACGGAUGCACUACCAGCUUCUCCCCGAACCCAUGCUCUUCGUGUUCUGAACGCCAUACCCAACAUCGCAGAGAAACGAUUCCGCCAAAUCGCGCCCUUGUUUCUCCAGUGGGCUUCGCAUGAUGACGACGAGAGUCCCUCGGACGAAGACUUCAUCCCCUGGGGUUUCCUCGAUCGUCUGGCAUUCCUCAGGCUUCUUGGCCAAUUCGUCAACCCUCGUGUUCUAUACAGGGCUCCCGAGAUCCAUGAUGCUAUUUUGGGAUUGCUUUGCCAUGGUAACUCUGACAUUCAAAAAUGUGCACUCAAAGCUCUUUUUACUUGGAAGUCACCAAGUAUAGUCCCCUACCAAGAGAAUCUUAUGAAUAUCAUGGAUGAAAACCGCUUUAGGGAUGAGCUUUCUGUGUUCGUUCGCGUUGGUGGUGAAGAUAGCUUGAUCGAGGAAGCACACCGGCCUGAGCUCGUUCCUGUUCUCCUCCGUGUAUUGUAUGGUCGUAUGAUCUCGAAGGCCGGCGCGACUUCUAGCCAGGCAGGGCAAACGGGGCGGAGAAAGGCCAUUUUGAGAACCUUGUCACAGCUACCUGAUAAGGAAUUCGAGGUCUUCAUGCAAGUCUCCUUCGGUCCUCUUAGCGAUGUCAGUCUUGUCCGCGAUGGUCAAAUUGAGCAGCAAGCUUUCGAGCAAUCUCUGGCUAGUCCGAGGAAGCAAAUGGGUCUACUGAAGAUGAUUGAAACUGUCUUCGAAACACUUCAAAACCGAAUGGUCCCCUAUGCGGAGAGAUCUAUGAACGUGGUGCUUUAUUGUCUUGUGCGAGCAUGCCGGGGGCUUGAGAAGGCGCAGACGGCGUCGGCUGCAGGCCCGCAAGAAGAACGGCAGCUGACAGUGCUGCGUAAUAUUCGCUACACGUGCAUACGCUGUCUCGACCUCAUCUUUGCCAUGUCUCUCGAGUUUGACUGGUUGUCUUACAUUCGCAUCAUUUUUGACGAGGUGAUCAAUUCAAGACUGGAAGAUUUCGCCAUUGAAACCGCUCAGGGUGUAUCCGGUCUCCUCAAGCUCUUCCAUACCUGGGCUACUUCCCCGAAAUCUUCAUUCUAUCUCACCAAAUUCAACGAUGCCUUGUUGACGAAGGUGGUGGAUAUCCUUGGUGUCGACUCCGCACGAGAUGAAGUCAAGGCUUUCGUCAUGGAUGAGGUCUUGAAUCCCUUGAUCGGGCUGGCCACCGGAAAGACGCUUCAGGAUAACGAGACCAUGAGUGAUAUUCCUGCGGACGAGAUUAGGUCCCAGGUUUUGGGUCCUUAUAUUGAGCAUAUUCUGUCUCACUUGGCUCAGCUCCUCAAACGUGGCCCCUCCCGUACUUUGCUCGUCUCGGGUGUUCAAACUCUUUCUCUCAUCUCGCCCUGCGUCGAAUCUUCGAAGGAGACAUACAGCCUUAUCAGCAUCACUACCUAUCUUCUCCGCCAACCCCCCGACAGAGUCUCCCCUAAAACGAAAUCCGGCCUCCUGCGCUCCCUGGAGCAUUUCCUACCCUUAUUCAACACCCAGGAGGAUCUUGAGCUCACCAAGGCCGUUUUUGAGGCUAUCUCGUCCCUUUUCGAUUACUUCCGGGACGAUGCGAACAGAGAGGUUCUGUCCAGAGUCUUCACGGCGUUUGCCACCCACGACUCUGAUCUUACCAAGGUUGCUAGUCUCUGUGAGGACUUGAACUCCAUCUCUAGAAAGAAGCUGGAAGUCGACUACGAACGCCGACUGCAAGCGUUCAGAGAAAUCAACGAUAAUUUGUGGGACAAGCUUGACGCUAAGCAGUGGCGCCCGCUGCUCUACAACGUGUUGUAUCAAGUCAAAGACGAGGAAGAACUCGCAAUCCGAACGAGUGCUGCUUUCGGCCUGAAGCGAUUCAUGGAGCGAGCCAUUCUUCCCAAUGACAAAGACGAAAUGGAAGUGCUUGUAACGGAUAUCUUGUUCCCUGCUUUGCAGGCCGGUGUUCGCCAGAAGUCAGAGCUUAUCCGCGCCGAAUUUGUUGCUGCGCUCGGGUACUUCAUCAAGCUGAACCCUGAACGCCCAACUGUGAAAGACAUGCAUGUCUUGCUUGUGGGUGACGAUGAAGAAGCCUCGUUCUUCAACAAUGUCCUGCACAUCCAACAACAUCGUCGUCUGCGUGCACUGCGCCGUUUGGCAGGCGAAGCAGCCAAGGGCAAUCUCCAGGCGUCCAACAUUAGCACCAUCUUCAUUCCUCUCAAUGAACACUUUGUGUUUGACGAAGAGGUCGAUGAGGCGGCUCACAACUUGACCGCCGAGGCUGUGAAUACCAUUGGCACUCUGGCAGAAUCAUUGGAGUGGCCCCAGUUCCGUGCCAUCUUCCGGAGAUAUCGCGGCUACAUGCAAAGCAAGUCGGAAUUGGAGAAGAGCAUUCUGAGACUUCUUGGUAAGAUGUCUGACUCGUUGACCAACGCCAUGAAACAGCAUAAAGCUAUCAAGGAUGCUGCUCAGAGUGGGAUGGACGGUCUUGAGACGUCAGAGCCGACCUCUACUCUCGCACGAACCAUCCCUUCAGCCGCAAAGGUUGCGAACGAGCUUACUUCUAAUUUCAUCCCUCAGUUGACCACCUUCAUUCACCACAAGGAUGAAGCGCAGAUGAGUCUACGUCUGCCAGCUGCGGUCACGACCAUCAAGCUUUUGAAGUUGCUGCCUGAGGAAGAUAUGGCCAUCCGUUUGCCCCCAGUUCUUUUGGAUGUUUGCAGCAUUCUUAAGAGUAAGGCUCAGGAUUCACGAGACACUGCUAGAAAGACACUCAAUGAGAUUGCACUCCUGCUGGGUCCUAGUUACCUCAGAUACAUCCUGAAGGAACUGCGUACCACUUUGACCAAGGGCUAUCAGCGUCACGUGCUUUCAUUCACCGUUCACUCUAUACUCGUCGGUACGACGGACGUGUUCAAACAGGGCGAUCUGGACGACUGCCUGACAGAACUGGGCUCUAUUAUCAUGGACGACACGUUUGGCGCUGUGGGCCAGGAGAAGGAGGCAGAAGAGUAUGUGAGCAAGAUGACGGAAGUCAAGAGCAGCAAGAGCUACGAUUCGAUGGAGCUCUUAGCAAAGAAUGCUACUGUCCCCAACCUUGCCAGGCUCCUCCGACCUCUGCAAUCGCUUCUUCUGGAGAAGCUCAACUCCAACAUUAUCAGGAAAGUCGACGAGCUACUGCGAAGAAUUGGCGUGGGUCUUUUGAGGAACCCUGGAGUGGAAAGUCGCGACAUCCUGAUGUUUUGCUACGAAAUCAUCAAGGAGACGUACAAAGGACCCAUUCAAGCGGAGAACAAGACUGUCAAAUCGGCACAGGAAGAAAAUCUGUUGAUUGACCUCAAGUUCCACAAGCGAAGCGACAAGAAAGGAAGCACGACUUCUUAUCUUUACAAGUUGACGCGCUUCUCUCUCGAUGUCCUGCGUACUGUCUUGAACAAGUACAAUUCCUUGCUCACGCCCGGAAACCUGGCUGGGUUCAUUCCUGUCAUCGGCGACUCACUGGUCCAGGCACAUGAGGAAGUUAAGACUUCAGCUCUCCGCUUGUUGUCGACAAUCAUCAAGCUUCCGAUUCCGGAAAUUGAUGCCAAUCAUCACGUGUAUAUCACAGAAGCUGUCAAGGUCGUCAAGGAGGCACCGAGCACCAAUACGGAGGCUGCGCAAGCGUCCUUGAAACUGAUUACGGCCAUGCUACGAGAACGGAAGAGCACCAAAAUCAAGGACGGUCACCUUGCCUAUCUCCUCCAACGUCUCAACUCAGAUAUUGAGGAGCCUGACCGUCAAGGUAUAGCCUUCAACUUCGUCCGUGCAGUGAUGUCUCGCAAGUUUGUGGUGCCUGAAAUGUAUGAACUGGCUGAUAGCAUCGCUACCAUGAUGGUCACCAACCAGACCCGCGCCGCUCGUGAUUUAGCACGGGGCACGUACGUCCACUUCUUGAUUGAGUACCCGCAAGCCAAGAACAGAUGGACCAAACAGCUUAGUUUCUUGGCCAAGAACCUGGAAUAUAAGCACCAAGAAGGGCGCCAAUCAGUCAUGGAGGCCAUUCACUUGUUGCUGUCUAAGACGGGCGAUGAGCUGGCUCAAGACAUUGUCAGCACGUUCUUCCUGCCCAUGGUCAUUGUGAUGUCGAAUGACGAUGCGCCUGAGUGCAGGGAGAUGGCUGGUCACCUAUUGGGCGAGUUGUAUUCCAGGGCCGAUAGGGAACAGAUGAAGUCUAUGCUUACGCCUCUACACUCGUGGCUAGAACAGACGGAAAACAUGCUCUUGAACAGCACUGGCCUACAGGCCAUGAGAAUCUACUUCGAAGUCGAGGCGACAGAGAAAGACAAGGAGGCUCGAUUCGUUCUGGAUAUCUUGCCGUCCAUCAUGCAGCCAGUCCUCAAAGCCGACGAUAAUGAGAAUUGGCAGACCCUGUACUUCGCUCUCCAGCUUUUCUCGAAGCUCUGCAAGACCGUCCCCGCUCUGGCGCUUUCCCCGGAGCGUGCGCCGAUCUGGGCUGCCGUCCGCGAGAGUCUCUUCUACACCCACGCCUGGGUCAAAACCUGCGCCUCGAAUCUGGUUGGUACAUGGUUCGCGGACCUCGCACGCUUCAACGCCACCAAUGGCUACGCGUCAAUCCCGCUGGCUGGUUCCACGGGGUUGUCCCUCGACAAAGAUGCUAUGUUGCAGCUGAUCCGUGCCAGCUUGCGCUGUCUCCACACCCCGGCAGUCAGCGAGGAGCUUGCCAUGCAAUCCGUCCGCAAUCUUAUUUUCCUGGGUCGCUGCUGCGCUCAGAACGGGUUGGAGUUCACGCGGUCGGGUGGCAAGGACGCAGAGUCGGACGCUAGUGACAGCGAGCACGAAGAUGACGAGGAGGAAGCCCAGCGGUCGUCCUCUUCCAAGUCCAAGCCUGCCAUUCGGUAUAUCUUCGAGCAGACGUCUUCCAUUCUCCGCCGAGAGCUCAUCACCACACGGGCGGAGUCCUUGAUUCCCAAGACCGCUGCCAUCGGUCUUCUCGCUUCGCUGUGCCGCCAUCUCGAGGUUGACCAGCUCAGCGGAUCUCUCGCGGUCAUCCUGCUCCCUCUCCAGCACAUGACGGACAACACCAUCCCGGCGCCCCGCUCCUCGGACGAGGCGUUCCGCGAGUCGUACAAAUCCCUGGUGGCCAACUGCCACGAAGUGCUCGAUAUUCUGCAGAAGAAGCUCGGUACCACCGAGUUCGUGAAGCAGAUGGGCGAAGUCCAGGAUGCAAUCAAGGAGCGACGUGAAGGCAGACGCGUUAAGCGACGCAUCGAGGCGGUUGCCGAACCCGAGAGAUACGAGAAGGACAAGAGGAGGAGGAACGACCGCAAGCGCGAGAAGCGCAAGGAACGAGGAGCCGAGCACCGCGGCAAGAGACGUGGUUGGUAAGAGGAGUGGGUGAUUUGCUAAGCGAAUUGUUUCCUUUUUCUCAUCUUCUGGUGCUGUCAUAUAAAAAGUCCACGGCGUUGACGGUGAGGAUAGGAGAUUUCUUUUCUUUUUCGUUCUAGUACAUUAUUU
Messenger RNA from Aspergillus aculeatinus CBS 121060, 7902 nucleotides. Its product is annotated as putative HEAT repeat protein (DRIM). Gene Ontology annotation, cellular component: nucleolus; small-subunit processome; 90S preribosome. Lineage: Eukaryota; Fungi; Ascomycota; Eurotiomycetes; Eurotiales; Aspergillaceae. The coding region runs from base 1 to 7773 and encodes 2590 amino acids. The record is from RefSeq and is a predicted model, not a curated record. The transcript is spliced from 2 exons.